Molecule: messenger RNA, 3238 nt
Organism: Physcomitrium patens
Lineage: Eukaryota; Viridiplantae; Streptophyta; Bryopsida; Funariales; Funariaceae
Product: DEAD-box ATP-dependent RNA helicase 21
Molecular function (GO): nucleic acid binding; RNA helicase activity; ATP binding
Source: RefSeq, a predicted model, not a curated record
UUGCGCAGUUCGUUUCUGCGUUUUUUUAGCUUGUUUUUGUUGCGUGGUGGUAUAGAGACUUGCUCAUUUCACUUAUUUUGUUGCUGCGUGGUUGGGCAUUGCGGUUUUUAGCAUUGUAUUGUUGGAUGGAGUGCUGUGCGUAGUCUUGUUGGUUGCAUUUUCGACUAUGGCUGUUUAUUUUUUUUUAGGGGUUGUUAUUCUUGUGAGCGUUUUAAAACCUCCGAUUCAGUAUCGUAGAUGGCAGAAUUGAAUUGGAGAUGAAGUUAUUCGUUCUGAGUUUUUUGAAUUAAGUUUACCGAGAGGGGGGGAAGAGCGCAGAGCAUUCCACAUGGAAGGUUUAGUUCGAGGUUCGUUCACCUUUCUACUGCUGCGAUGACUUUGACGGGGAGGUGCGUGUUUGAGUGCCAUUGAUAAAUUGCACUCGAAUUGAGUUUUUUUUCUUGUGGUAGGAAAUUUGAGUGUCAUUGGUAUGCUUCCAUUGUGAUUGUUGGCAUGGUUGUCAGCAGUUUUUGACUUUGUAAAUUAUUGAAGUUCUCAGAUUCCAGCACAGUUAGCAAUUUUCGUUCCCUACUAAGGAUAUAAUUUCCUGAUUCCAAUUUUAUUUGUUCUAACUCAGAAAAUCUUACUCUGGAGAGCGUCUGAUAUUUUACAAUUUUUAAGUUACAUUUGAAAUGCAACCUGUAGAGCAUUUGAACCUGAUUGAUCCCUCGUUAUGUCGUCAUGUUUGACUUGGCGUGAUCGAGACCGAUCGACGGUAUCAAAUCGACACCAUCAUGGUGAGCAUGGAUGCUCAAUCCGUAAGGCCAAGGGCACAGUGCAUUACAGAUUGCUUAGUAGAGGUAGUGCAGAACGUAGCGAUAAUCACUAUCGUUCGCAUCGGAGUCGAAGUACCAGUCAGGAUUGGCGAGGAGGGAGGGACGAGCAGAGUCGGUCUCCAGUUCAGUCACCUGUUCAUCGAAGGUCAAGAAAUGUGAGUCGUGAUUGGAAGGACGCAGUCACUAGCCGGUGUAGGAGCCGUGAGAAGUUGAUGAGUGAUGAACACGGAUGCCGAAGUCACAGUAGGGAUCGCAAGAGGAGGCUUGAUCGGAAGGAGACGGACGAUAGCCAUAGUCAAGAGAAAAAGGAGGAGGAAAUCCAGAGGGAAAAGAGUAAGGGAGUUGAGAAGGAAAAAGAAUUCAGUAAAUCUAAGGAGAAUUUUGGUAGCAAUCAAAUAAUUGAGGACGACCAGGUUUUUCCUGUAGAUGGCGGCAGGCCGAAUCCAAGAAUUCAAGAGAAUAACAGAAAGCCUGAGUCGCAGCCCCUAUCAUUGGAAGGCUUUUUGAAGAAGUGCAAGGAGGAUUCAGUGCAGCAGGCAAAGCCAGUGUUUUUGACAAAGGCGCAGAGAGUAGAGAUCGCAUUGAAACGUCGACGUGAAGAAGCAGCUGAACAGCUGAAAAGGAAUGAGGAGUCUUGUAAGCUUUUGAUGGGGACUGAAAGUAAAAGCAAGAGUCAUGAAGAUAGAGAUCAACCUCGCGAAAAAUCACGUGAAAGGGGUCGUGAUCAUGACCACGAAAUUCGCCAGGCUCGCGAACAGGAGCGUGAUCGUGACCGUCGAGAAAGGGAAAGAGAGCGCGAGGAAGAGAUAAAACAACGUGAGAAGGAACGCUUACAGAAACAGGCACAACGUGAGCAUGAAAAGGAACUAGAGCUGAUUAAGGAACAAUAUUUAGGUGCCAAGAAGUUCAAGAAGCGAGUGGUCAAGCCAAGUGAAAAGUUCCGCUUUUCCUUUGAUUGGGAGAGCACGGAAGAUACUUCAAGAGACAUGAAUCCAAUAUAUCAAAACCCACAUGAAGCUCAGCUUCUAUUCGGUCGAGGUUUUCGAGCAGGCAUGGAUCGGCGUGAACAAAAGAAGCUGGCAACCAAGAAUGUAAAUGAUUUGAGGAAAGAAAUUCGGCUUAAAAAUGGAAUCGAGGAGAUGCCAGAGGAAAAUGUUGCACAGAAGCAGGAGGAUGUAGCAAAUCUGUAUGACGCAUUUGAUAUGCGUGUUGAUCGUCAUUGGUCUGAAAAGAAGGUUGAGGAUAUGACGGAGAGAGAUUGGCGAAUUUUCCGAGAGGACUACAACAUUUCGAACAAGGGUUCACGCAUCCCAAGACCAAUGCGAAACUGGGCGGAGGGUGAUCUUAGCCAAGAGCUAUUAAGAGCUGUGGAAAAAGUUGGAUACACAAAACCGUCACCUAUUCAGAUGGCUGCCAUACCUAUUGGACUUCAGCAACGUGAUGUCAUUGGUAUAGCCGAAACUGGUUCUGGGAAGACAGCAGCAUUUGUAUUGCCCAUGCUCACCUACAUUUCUAAGCUUCCUCCAAUGACAGAUGAUAUUGAAGCAGAAGGGCCCUAUGCGGUGGUCAUGGCGCCUACUAGAGAGCUGGCACAACAGAUUGAAGAUGAGACUGUCAAAUUCGCACAUUUUCUUGUGUGUAUACUAAGCACCCUGUGUUGCUGCUGGACAGCUAUACGUCGCUAUUAUGACAUCCGUGUUGUGUCGAUUGUCGGAGGUCAAUCCAUUGAAGAACAAGGCUUUAAGUUGAGACAAGCAGGAUAUGCUGUUCUUAACCAGUGCAAUUAUGUAGUAUUAGACGAAGCUGAUCGAAUGAUUGACCUGGGCUUUGAACCUCAGAGCAGUAGACGGUAUUCUGGAGCACUUUUUAUUGACUUGAUCUUUUUACGCAAGUUGGGAGAAGUGAUGGGAGUUUUGGAUGCAAUGCCUUCCAGUAAUCUGAAACCGGAAAAUGAAGAUGCUGAACUUGAUACUCAGAAGAUUUAUAGAACAACUUACAUGUUUAGUGCAACUGUGCCACUUGCACUGGAGCGUUUGGCCCGAAAGUAUCUACGUAAUCCUGUUGUGGUAACAAUCGGAAUGGCUGGCAAGGCAACAGACCUUAUCACACAGCAUGUGAUGAUGGUCAAAGAAUGCGAAAAAUUGGAAAAGCACGAUACCAGACCGUCCUCCAAGAAGAAAUGACACCGUCUUUGCCCACUAGCAUCAGGAGAAAGGUGAAACACCGUCUGAUGACUGCUUUACAUCAUUCAUACCUGGGUGCUUAGCAUAUAGAGGAACCACCCAGAAAGACAGCUUCGUUCGAAGUGAAGGUCCCUUCUCCUCGUAAAUACGAAUUCGACCAGAGUUUUGUGGUCGUGUUGGAAAUUUAUGUAAGUAAUGAUGACAAACUCCAAGUAAACUUAUCUACAGCUUCUUCUACAA